AUGCGUGGUUACUUUUCUUAUGAUAGUGAUUACAUGUAUAAAAAUCUUGUUGAUCUGAAGAGCAUGUCCCUCAUAGUAACAACACUCAACUUUGCAGAAGUGCCUUUUAGGGCAAGACGUAAGGCAAAAAAAAUCAUCGAAAAGGAUUGGUGUGACUGGGCCCUCAUUAGCAGGCCUUACAGCAUCCUUCGAGACUGCUUGGAAAGGAAUGCAGAAGAGUUUGGCCUGGGCUUCCCCAAUCCCUGGGCGGAACAGAUCAUCUUUGAGACUCACCAGAUCCACUUUGCCAACUGCUCCCUGGGGCAGCCCCCCUUCUCAGACCCCCCAGAGGAUGUGCUCUUGGCCAUGAUCAUAGCCCCCAUCUGCCUCAUCCCCUUCCUCGUCACCCUUGUGGUGUGGAGGAGUAAAGACAGUGAAGCCCAGACCUAGGGUGGCGUGAGCUCUUCAGCCGCCAUCUUACUCCUUUCUUCUGCAGGUCUCUCCCCUCCCUACUUCCUUGUCUCACUCCUACCCCAACUGCA
Messenger RNA from Balaenoptera acutorostrata (minke whale), 521 nucleotides. RefSeq names its product receptor activity-modifying protein 2-like. The transcript has 3 exons. Gene Ontology annotation, molecular function: coreceptor activity. Gene Ontology annotation, cellular component: cell surface; signaling receptor complex; membrane. The record is from RefSeq and is a predicted model, not a curated record. Bases 1 to 429 code for a protein of 142 amino acids. Gene Ontology annotation, biological process: receptor internalization; G protein-coupled receptor signaling pathway; cellular response to hormone stimulus. Lineage: Eukaryota; Metazoa; Chordata; Mammalia; Artiodactyla; Balaenopteridae.